UGUGUCCCUCUCUUUAUUUGUUAAUCAUUUUGUGCAGACUGCACAUCCUCCACCAUUCUCGACCCCCAGGGAACAACACGUCCCAGCGCGCCUCGAGCAGGAGAAUCCUGGACGAGCAGCCUGCAGACGGAGGGUCGGAUGGUGUUUUCGCUCAGGUUACUGUGAGCAUCGCUGCAGCUCAGGCUUCCUCCUUGGACGCGUCGAGGCUUCACAAGGAGCUUCGCCUCGGGGAGGAAGACACCCGGAGGGAGGCCGCUGCCUCCGAUUGGCUGAUGACCCUCAACAGGCCACCAAUCAGACACCUUCCUCGCUGUGUGACUGCAUGUGUUUCCCUCUCCGUCUACUAACACGCCGUGUGAGCCUGCGCAUAUUUUUAUGUUUGCGGAGCUGCAUGCAUGCAUGGGUGUGUGCAGGAUGCUAAAACCGGGAGCUGUGGGGGAGGGGGAGGGCCGAGGAUAGAGGCGCUUAAGAAAAACGGUAGAAGGGGUGAUACAUAGAAGAGAAGAAGAAGAUAAGAGGAGGCUAGUGAGGAGAGGAGAGGACAGAUGCUGAGAAGGGAGCGAUAGUGAAAGGCCCGCUGAGGAGAGAUAGACGGAGGGAGAGAGGAGGAAGAGGAGGAGGAGGAGGAGGAGGAAGAGGAGGAGGAGGAGACGAUCUCCCGGAGGAAGCAUCGUCGAAUUUAACAGGAACCAGGGCAGCUGUCCUCUGUUGCCGUGACGAUGGGCUGCUGGCUCUCCGGACCGUGGAUGGGGGACCAAACGGUAAGUGGGCGGAGUCUUUCCCACCUGAGCCAGCGCGAUGCUUUGCGGAUCCUGGCGGCCAGUCAGCGUCCAAUCACCAUGCAGAUCAAGGGUCAGAGGGGGUGUGGCCCCGAAGCCGAAAGAGGAAUGUGGGAGCCGCUGCCACUCAACCUGCAGCAUCUCAACCUGCCCCUGCCCCUGAUGACGGGGCUCAACGCCUCCAGCCCCUCCUACCAGGACAGACAUUAUUACAGCCAUCUGUCUCUGCCACAAGAUCACUGUGAAGCAGGCCGGUACAGCUACCUGUCCGGCUCCCCGCGGGACACUGUGGACAUUGGCCACCAGGAUCCAGAACUGGUCGGUCGUGGACCAAAGGGACAGAACUGCCUGAUGGGAUGCUGCAACGCAAACCUGGAGGAACCCAACGGGUUCCACAGUCAGACGGACGACGACGACUUCAUGAUGGAGAAGCCGCUGGGCUUCCUGCCCCUGCACCAUGAGCUCGACAGCGGUCUCGGCUGGACUGAUGGCUCCCUCCACCAAGGGGACCUCUCCGGGCUGGAGACCGAGGAGGGAGGCAUGGAGGACUGCCAUCCCCACGGGGCCCUCGGCCCGGGGGGUUGCGGGGGCUUCAGAGGAGGCGGCUCUCCUUCCUCUGAGUCCUUUAUUUCCUCCGAGCUCAGCGACUCUGGCUUCUACAGCGUGAGCACCGGGGAGUUCAGGCACUUCCAGAGGCUGCUGGAGAAGCGAAUGCGGAUGUACAACGCCCGGCUGCAGCAUCAGGGCGAGCCGUGCGAGAGGCGGGAACGGCGUGACAGCUGCCCCAAGAGCCACCGCGAGCUCCUGGAGGCCAUCCCAGAGACGCUGACCAUGCAGCCUCAGUGUCCUCGCCUGCAACUCGAGAUGGAGGAGGACGGUGGGCCCAUCAUGGACAUCCCACCUCGCGGACUUUUCAGGGUUUCAUCGGUCCAGUUCCACAAAGCCGACCGGCCCUGCCUGAACCGUCACAGCUCCAGCAGCGGAGCCCUCUUCAACCCCUCCCACGCUCACGCCGGAGUCUCACGAAUGACUGCCCCGGUCCUCUCCACCUGCAGCACCCCCUCCAGCGACCGGAGAUCCCUUGUACCCAUGCAGCAGCAGCACCACCACAGCUCCGGUUCAGUGGGGAUGCUGCGGAGGAGCCGGACUCUGCACCACCGCCCGCCUCCACAGGAGUACCGCCGCCGAGCCAGCCACCCAGCUUCCCCGUCCUACUGCGCGGCGACCAUGCACCACUGCGGAGGGGUCCCGCCGCACAACGUCCUGCCGCCGGGGCUGCCAGAGGAAGGGGAGCUGAUGGCCGGUGUGUUGGCUUCUCACCCAGCAGGCCUGGCCCUCUCACCACAACAACACCCCGCCGCUCUGGGGCACAUGAGGGCCGCCAACAGCCACGAGCACCGCUACGACAACAGCCCCGAUGCCCAGAGCGCUCACCACGACUGGUGGCUCUCGCAAGAAAGAGGCUUGAUGCCCGAGCAGCUGGCGGCGGAGAGGGACCGAGAGAUGGAGAGGGAACUGGAGCAAAAGAGGCAAAUGCAGGAGAAGGAGCUGGAGAGGGAGAGGGAGGCGCAGCUCCAGGCCGAGAUGGAAAGAGAGAGGCAGCAGCAGGAGCUGGGGAGGUGCCGAGCGAGAGAGCAGCAGCAACUCCAGGGUUCGGUCCACCCUCCUCAGGCCGGAGAUGUCAACGACACGUGGCCGAAACCGGCCAACCGUCAGUCCCAGGGCGGCGGGGGAGGACGAGGUCUCUAUAGCACCCUGGAGGGCCACACAGGGGUUGGCUGUGCCGCCGGAUGGGAUGUUCAGAAAGGACACGUGGAUGUGGGUUCAAGCCCAAAUCCCAGUUGCGGUUUGCAGCCAAAACUAAAUUCGAGCUCCAAACCCAACGCGACCUCACGGAUCUCGAGGAACCAGCUCCUGAGAGACCGGGCGUCCAAGCUGGCGGAUGAGCGCAGCGGAAUGAGCACGGACGAGGAGACCAACACCGACAUGCUGAUGGGACGCUAUUGGAGUCGAAUGGAGAGAAGGGAACACUUCCUGUUGGCCCGCGAGCAGAGGCAGCAGCAGCAGAUGCAGGCCCGAGGGGGGACUUUACGCGACGUCAUCCUCCGGGGGGGAGGCGGAGGAGCCUCCGUUGGAGACGCAGGUAUGCUGGACGGAAGAGGCGGUGGAGGUUUUGGAGACGGGAGGUGCAACACGGUCCUGGAGCUCAGUCAGAGGAAGCUGAGCCGCUUGAGGAACAGGAAGCUGUUGGACGACUGGACGACAGUCGAGGAGCUGCUGACUCACGGUACCAGGCUGAACAACCACGACGACUUGAUGUGUACCAGCUCCUUGCUGACGGUCACCACCGUGUAACGCAACUCUGUGUGAGUGUGAGUGAGUGUAAGUGUGUAACAACGUCCAAGCAAACCCUCGUGUUUAGUCUUCUCCAAAGUCAGAUGAGAAGGUGGAUAUCAGUUUCAUCUUUGCGUGUCCAGUACAGAGAAGAGUCCAGAACGCGUAUACAGAGUGAAGACCAAAGAAAACGUAAGCCUCGUUUCUUGACGGUAAACUCAAAACCAAUUUGAUUUUUGUGAACUUCAUUGUGGGUCUCGGUAGAAACAAAGAACCGGUUUAUUGUUAAAAUAAUGGGCGAUGAAUGCAGCCAAAGUUGGACCUGAUCUCCUGCAGAAAAAGCUCUUAAGCUAUCCAAGUGUCUAUUCCGCUCCACGCAGACCCCCCUCUGAGGACGUUAGUGUGACUCUGCAGGCAGACACCACACACUUACAGAACAGUGUGUGCUCUCUUUGUCCUUUUUUUGGGAGUAUUUCUGAGGCUUCAGCCGUCCCCC
This is a messenger RNA of Pungitius pungitius (ninespine stickleback), 3609 nucleotides long. RefSeq lists its product as uncharacterized. Lineage: Eukaryota; Metazoa; Chordata; Actinopteri; Perciformes; Gasterosteidae. Bases 720 to 3134 code for a protein of 804 amino acids. The transcript has 6 exons. The record is from RefSeq and is a predicted model, not a curated record.